AUGGAGUGGUUAACGAGCGCUGAGGGUCUGAAUGCCCGUCAGGAGCUGGAGGCGUCCGUUCGUGAGCACCACCCUCACUUGCGUGAUGAGGAGGUCGACCUCAUUGUGGAUGGUCGUCUACUACGCAUGGUUCGGGAGCGCGCGGCGGAGCAAGCACCUGCGAGCAGCCAGCAAGGAGGAACUGGUGAAGGAGGAGCUGUGCAUGAGGCUCCUAGUGCUGUGGGCAUUGGUGGAGGAGCUCUUGCACCGACCAUUGACACGAAGGGAGACGAUGAGACAGCAGAAUCCUACUGCAAUAGGGCCCGCACCAUCCGAGCGGAGCUGCUGAUCAUUGGACAGGAGGUCCACAUGGCCACGUUUGCUGCCCACGUGCUGAAGGGCCUACCACCGGAGUACGGAUUUCUUCGCCGCAAGCUCGAAAUUUCCAGCCCUGACAUGACGGUGGAACGCGUGUGCAGCGAGGUGUUGAUGGAGGAGCAGACUCUCUCCAUCGAACAGAGUUACAAGCAGAUCACCAGUGAUGCAUCUGCUUUCUCGGGCGCUGUCAACACCAUCGUGGCUACAACGGGGGUCAACGGGAAGGAAGGAAAAGAGGGAAGGGAGCAGACGGACAAGAAGAAGGAUGGCAAGCGGGAGAAGAAGCGAGCCCCCUUCAAGGGGCGCUGCUGCAAUUGCAAUGAGGAGGGGCACAUGGCUGCCAAGUGCCCCAACAAGAAGAAAGAUACAACGCCCGCGGCAGCCGCGAACGUAGCUGAAGGAGACGGGAAGGGCGUGGCGCUCACCGUCGCGUGUUCGCUUGCAAAGUUGCUGGCCGACGACAAGGACUUGUGGUCCCUUGACUCAGGAUGCUCUCAACACAUGACCGGCCGCAAGGAGUGGUUCACGGUGAUCCGUGACCCAUCUGCAACGAAAUCAGUCAAAGGGUUUGAUGGUUCUAUGCAGGAAGUUGCCGGUGUUGGUGAGGUUUUGCUGGAGGGCACUAACGGCUUGCGUGUGACCCUAUAUGAUGUCCUCUUUGUGCCAGGAAUGAAGGCCAACUUGGUCUCCCCUGGGCAGCUCUUGGACAAGGGAGCAAAGCUGCAAACCGAGGAAGGUGUCACUCGCAUCAUCGCAUCAGGAGGUCAAGUGGCUGCAACGGCACGAUACCGCCAUCGCCUUCACUGCCUUGACCUGAAACCGGGGCCAGCAAGGAACGGUGCAACGGCAGUAGUGGCAUGCAACGGCAUGGCGGCUGCAGCGGCAUGCACCGAUAUGGCGGGUGGAACGGCGAGCAACGGCACAGGGGCUGCAUCAGCGUGCAAUGGCACGGCGGCUGCAACGGCAAGCAACGGCACGGCGAAGGAGAUUGCUGAUGUGGCGUCAAGCAAGCCGGAAGCUAAAGAUGGAGCGGCCAGCCUCAAGACGUACGCGGUGGGCUCCAAGGCAACGCCCAACCUGUGGCAUGCUCGCCUUGGACACAUCCACUUCGAUGCGGUGAAGCGGACAGCCACGAGCGGUGGCGUGUUCGGUAUGGAUCUGGAGAAAGGAGAAUCCGCCGCCACCACGUACCGUCAUCGUGGUCCCGCCCAUUCCACCACCCCCACGUCGCUCCAGCAGGCCUAA
Closterium sp. NIES-65 is the source of this 1602-nucleotide messenger RNA. NCBI's taxonomy places the organism in Eukaryota, Viridiplantae, Streptophyta, Zygnematophyceae, Desmidiales, Closteriaceae. The record is from the annotation of a GenBank genome assembly.